Mercurialis annua (annual mercury) is the source of this 1325-nucleotide messenger RNA. Its product is annotated as 15-cis-zeta-carotene isomerase, chloroplastic. NCBI's taxonomy places the organism in Eukaryota, Viridiplantae, Streptophyta, Magnoliopsida, Malpighiales, Euphorbiaceae. Bases 126 to 1232 code for a protein of 368 amino acids. Gene Ontology annotation, cellular component: chloroplast. The transcript has 4 exons. The record is from RefSeq and is a predicted model, not a curated record. Gene Ontology annotation, molecular function: 9,15,9'-tri-cis-zeta-carotene isomerase activity. Gene Ontology annotation, biological process: carotene biosynthetic process.
UCCAAAAAGGGCCACUCAAAAGCAUCACCAGCACAAGAUGCUUACCAGUUUCUUGUACCCACCAAACAUGGAGACCAAACUAUAACACACUUUCAAAUAUUCGAACAACAACCCAACACUUAAUAAUGUCAUCUUCCUUAAUUCUGUCGAGUCCCUUCUCUUCUACACAUCGACCUUCAAUCACUAACCGGACACAAUUUCACUUAGCAGCUUCAAUACCCACCUGCUCAAACCAAAUAAAGUCCUCAAAUUUCUUGAAUUUUACUCGACCCAAUUCAAAUUCUGUGCUGUUCCCCACCAGGAAAUUCUUGGUUCGAACGUCCAUAAGGGAUGCAGAUACGAGCAGCGAGGAAGAAACGGUGGUGGGAGAGGAUUCGGCAGUGUUUGAAUUGGGGAAACAGAAACUAUCGUCGUGGGUUUAUUUUAGUUUGAUUCUGGGAGUUGUUUUGUAUGUUCUUGAUGUGGCUUGGAUUGAUAACUCAACUGGGUUUGGCAAGCUUUUUAUUGAAUCUAUUUCUACUGUCACAGAUAGCCCUGAAGCUGUAAUGUUGAUCCUAAUUGCCAUUUUUGCCAUCGUCCACAGUGGCUUGGCUAGUCUACGAGAUAAGGGUGAGGCUCUUAUUGGAGAACGAGCAUUCCGUGUUUUAUUUGCAGGGGUUUCUCUUCCAUUGGCUAUGAGCACUGUUGUAUAUUUUAUCAAUCACAGAUACGACGGAGUGCAGUUAUGGCAGCUUCAAAGUGCGCCAGCGGUACAUCAGCUUGUGUGGCUCUCUAAUUUUAUCUCCUUCUUUUUUCUCUAUCCUUCGACCUUUAAUCUUCUUGAAGUAGCUGCUGUUGAUAAACCUAAAAUGCAUCUUUGGGAAACUGGGAUAAUGAGAAUCACCAGGCACCCUCAGAUGGUCGGGCAGGUGCUCUGGUGCGUGGCUCAUACAAUUUGGAUUGGAAAUUCCGUAGCAGUUGCUGCAUCUUUCGGUUUAAUCGGACACCAUUUAUUUGGCGUGUGGAAUGGAGACCAGAGACUAGCGAAGCGAUAUGGCGAGGCUUUUGAAACAGUAAAGAAGCGGACAAGUGUCGUCCCCUUUGCUGCUAUCCUCGACGGUCGUCAAAAGUUACCGGAAAAUUACAUUAAAGAAUAUUUCCGAUUACCAUAUUUUUCAAUUACUGCAUUGACUUUAGGAGCCUAUUUUGCACACCCAAUUAUGCAGGCAGCCAGUUCUCGGCUACAUUGGUAAGCUUAUUCAUCUGAAUUGAAUCAAAAAUUGUGAUGAUAUGGCUCACUAUAUAACAGAAUCAUGUAUCCAUUUAUAAAUGUCAGUUUACAGAUA